AUGCGCGCCGCCGCGCCACUCUGUGCGUCCUCGCAUGGGCCCCUACGAGUUGCCGCGCUGUCGCUGCUGCCUGCCGUCGCCGACACGUGCCCUGCGUGGGGCAACCGCAGGGGCGGUGCGUGGGGCGGGUCUGCGCACGCGGCCGCCAUCUUGCGCGCCGCCGCGCCGCUGUGCGCGUCCUCGCACGGGCCACUACGAGCCGCCGCGCUCUCGUUACUGCCCAAACUGCUGCCUGCUGUCGCUGAUACACGCCCGGGGCUAGAAGCGAUCCUGGAGUGCCUGGAGUCGCGGCAGCCAGAAGUAGCGGCGAGCGCGCUGGACGCGCUGCCCGAGCUAGCGUGCGCCGCUCCCGAGCACGCGGGCUCGCUGCUGCGCCGAACGUUCGCGCUGGCGCUCGCCUCGCGCCUGCCCGCCGAAUCCGCGCUCGCCCGCACCGUGGCUGCGCUCAACACGCUGAGAGGGUGUUAGGCAGACUGACCGUUGUAACUGCUUCCACAACCACUCAUCAAACGUGGACUCCCCUCUGUAAACGCUGAGGCCUCGUAUUUCUUAAUUCUAUUUUCGUUCAGCGAAUAUAAACCCAAUAUCUGACCUUGCCAGUCAUCAUAAUAAAGCUUACUUUAAAGUAAGAUUGUGAAAUAACAACUGACUGAACUGAAAAUUAUUUUUAGGCAAAAUACUUACAUGCCAACAUUGUUUAAAGUAUUGCAUACAUGAUUGAUGAUGAUUGAAAAUUUAAUUUACAGGCUGGUGUAAAAGACUGGCUGUACCGAUUUGAUCCAGAACUAUAAUUUUAUUUGUACCUUUUAUGGUAGAAGGAAGAAAAUACUGUAAAUAUUUUUAGUUUUAAGACAUUACAGAAAUAAAAUGAUAUUUCAAUUCUAUACUUUUGAUUCAUUUUUGAGAACUAGUCAUUCUGGGACUACAAACAGGGAUAUAGAAACACAAUGAAUACAAGAGAUAACUGUAUUGUAAAAAAUAUUACAAUUUAUUACAUAUUUCAUCUUGUACUCAACAAGGUGUAAUUUGUGCACUUAGGUCGAUAGGUAAAUUGCUCAUAACAAUUUCCAAAUUUCACAUCUAUCAUUCAUAUUCAAAAUACAUUCAUUUUAAUACUAUCAAAGUAAUCUUUAGU
Ostrinia furnacalis (Asian corn borer) is the source of this 1135-nucleotide messenger RNA. RefSeq lists its product as uncharacterized. The transcript has 3 exons. Lineage: Eukaryota; Metazoa; Arthropoda; Insecta; Lepidoptera; Crambidae. The record is from RefSeq and is a predicted model, not a curated record. Bases 1 to 468 code for a protein of 155 amino acids.